Molecule: messenger RNA, 969 nt
Organism: Nerophis lumbriciformis (worm pipefish)
Lineage: Eukaryota; Metazoa; Chordata; Actinopteri; Syngnathiformes; Syngnathidae
Source: RefSeq, a predicted model, not a curated record
AUGGCGGAAUCAGACCAGCAGUCAGGAGCCACUCCUGAGGAUGGCACACUUGAGGUCACGACAACCUUUAUGGUUCCCAAGAAAGAAAUUACUAUGGUGCCCGACAUGGGCAAGUGGAAGCGGUCUAAGGCUUAUGCUGACUACAUAGGAUUCAUUUUGACUCUUAAUGAGAGUGUGAAGGGAAAGAAGCUAACCUGUGAAUAUAAAGUUUCUGAGACAGUGGAAAAAUUACUAGAUCUUUUGGGGACUCUGGAACGAUGGAUAAAUGAGACCCCUCCUGUUGACCAGCCAUCUCGCUUUGGUAAUAAAGCCUUCAGAACCUGGUUUGCUCAAUUAGACCAGGAAGCAGAAGCCCUGGUGUCGGCAGUGCUACCCUCCGACAAACAAGCUGCAGCUCCUGAGAUAGCUGUGUAUCUGAAAGAGUCUGUCGGGAACUCCACCAGAAUAGAUUAUGGAACAGGUCAUGAAGCUGCAUUUGCCGCAUUCCUCUGCUGUCUCUGUAAGGUCGGCGCUCUUAAAGUAGAUGAUCAGCUGGCUAUUGUUUUCAAGAUUUUUAACAAGUAUCUCUCAGUGAUGCGAAAGCUUCAGAGAACCUACAGAAUGGAACCAGCUGGAAGCCAAGGUGUAUGGGGCCUUGAUGACUUUCAAUUUCUACCUUUCAUAUGGGGAAGUUCACAAUUUGUCGAUCACCCAACCAUUGAGCCACGGCAUUUUGUUGAUGAGAAGGUGGUAAACGAACAUCAGCAAGACUACAUGUUCCUGGAGUGCAUCAAGUUCAUAAAUGAGAUGAAGACUGGUCCAUUUGCUGAGCACUCCAACCAGCUGUGGAACAUCAGUGCUGUUCCUUCCUGGUCCAAAGUCAACCAGGGUCUGAUUAGAAUGUACAAGGCUGAGUGUUUGGAGAAGUUUCCAGUGAUCCAGCACUUCAAAUUUGGCACCCUGCUGUCGAUCCAGCCAUCAAAACCUUGA